AUGUCGAAGAGAAUAAUGAACGAAGUAUUCUGUACUGCUGAGGACUUAGGAAUGGACAUCUUUUAUAGCGAUACGGACAGUAUGCAUCUCUACAAUGAAGAUAUCCCUCGUUUAGCUGAAGAGUUUGAGAAACGUUAUGGAAGAGUUCUCAUUGGUAAAAACCUUGGUCAAUUUCAUUCUGACUUCGCAGAAAUAACACCUGGAAAACAAAGUUUAGCAUACAAGUCAAUAUUUUGUGGAAAGAAGACUUACAUAGACUUACUCACGAAUGAUUUAAAUGAAGUUGCAUUUCACUGCAGAAUGAAAGGCGUGAAGCAAGAUGUUAUUGCUUUAACCGCUAAUGAAAUGUUUCCUGACUCUGUUCAGUGUUUCUAUGAUGAAGAUAAAGGUUUAAUGGUUCCGCAAGGAAAAUUUGACAAAGACUCAGAGUUCAGUGUUAUGAAGUUAUAUAAAGCACUUUAUGACGGUCAAGAGAUUGCAUUCGACUUAUGUAAGUCUUCUAGUCCUUGCUUUGCUGAAAAGUUUAACUUCUCAAUAACGACUAAAACAAGCUUUAUUCGUAAGUUGAAGUUCUGA
Molecule: messenger RNA, 576 nt
Organism: Trichomonas vaginalis G3
Lineage: Eukaryota; Parabasalia; Trichomonadida; Trichomonadidae
Product: organellar and viral DNA polymerase type B
Exons: 1
Coding region: 1-576 (191 amino acids)
Molecular function (GO): nucleic acid binding; nucleotide binding
Source: RefSeq, a predicted model, not a curated record